Molecule: messenger RNA, 1769 nt
Organism: Zonotrichia leucophrys gambelii
Lineage: Eukaryota; Metazoa; Chordata; Aves; Passeriformes; Passerellidae
Gene: GLMP
Product: glycosylated lysosomal membrane protein
Exons: 6
Coding region: 18-1193 (391 amino acids)
Cellular component (GO): lysosome
Source: RefSeq, a predicted model, not a curated record
CCGGGGCCGGUGGCGCCAUGGCCGCCGCUGCGGGGCUGGCGCUGCUGGCGCUGCUGGCGGCGGCCGGGGCCGAGCGGGGCCGGAAGGUGUCCAUGGAGUACAACCCUGGCUGGAACAGCUCCUCUGUGAACCUGCUGCACGUGCGGGCGGUGGGGCCUGAGGACACCCUGCACUACGUCUGGAGCAGCAUCGGGGCCCCUUCUGUGCUCCUGGUGGCCACGCGGAGCCCCAGCAGUGCCCUGAGGGUCAACUGGACCCAACUGCUGUCACCCAGUCCUGCUGGGGCCGUCUGGAUCGACCCUCCCGACAGCGUGGUCUAUUCCACAGCCGUGGUGUUCACCAAGCUCUUCGAGUUCAGCGAGGCCAAACCUUUGGGAGAGCUCUUCUACCCCACCUAUGACCUGUCCGAGUUCUCCUGGGAGAGCCUCAACCACACCCUGAACCACACGGCCCUGACGGCCGAGCUCAGGGGGGUCCCGGCCAGCGACCCCGGCGGCGCCUUCGCCAACGGCAGCCUGGCAUUCCAGGUGACAGCGUUCGAGGGCAGCGGCCGCGCGGAGCGGCUGCCGCGGCUGCUGCACACGGCGGACAGCUCGCAGCUGCAGUUCGUGCUGGCCGGGGCGCUGCCCCGCGGCAACGGCUCGCGCUUCGUGCUGCAGCUGGCCGCGCUCGAGCCGCCGGGGGCGCUGCGGCGCCUGCGCACGCGGAGCUCCAUCGACGAUGAGUACGCGCCCAGCGUCUUCCAGGAGCUGUCUCUGGUGGCCGAGCCCCCGAACGGCAGCACGGGCGGUUCCGCGCUCUCGUUCCUGCACUGGAAGGCCGCCGCCUACGGCUCGCCCAGCCCGCGGCGCGAGGACGGCGUGCGGUGCCGCGCGGGGGCGCUGCGCGCGGCCAACGGGAGCGCGCCCGCGGCCGCCGUGCCGCGCGCCUUCUUCGGGGACGGCCCGGCCGCGCUCAGCGUCCUCAACGUGUCCUUCGGCGGCGAGGAGGGACACGUGUACCAGGAGAGGAGGUACCUCAGCUGGUCGGUGCUGCUGGGCUUCGGGGAGCCCCCCAGGGACAGCUUCUCCCCGCUGGUGAUCUCCAUCGCGGCCGUGGCGCUGGGCACGCCGCUGGCCGUGCUGCUGCUGGGCGGCUGCGGGCUGCUGCUGGCGCGGAGACGGCGCUACUCCGAGUACGAGCCCAUCAACUGAGCGGGCCGGCCCGGAGAGCCCCGGGAUCCUCCCCUCAAAUUGCGGAUCCUCCCAUUCCCGGGAUUCCCGGGAUUCCCGGCUUCCCUUCCGGGAGUGGCCGUGGCUGUGCCGCCCCCUGUGCGUCCCCUCUGCCCCCCGAGGGGACCGGGGGUCACCUGCAGGUGCCCCCUCGCCCCCGUGUCCCCCUGCCCACUGCGGCUCCUGCGCUCCCUGCCCGGGUUUUUCCUGAUCCACGCAGCAAAGGGAAGCGAUGGGGGGAGUUUGGUCAGGAAAAUCCUCCUCUUCCUCUUCUCCUUCUAUUCCUCCUCCUCCUCUUCUUCUCCUCCUCCUCCUUUUCUUCUUCUCCUUUUCUCCUUCUCUUCCUCUUCCUCUUCUUCUCCUCCUCCUCCUUUUCUUCUUCUCUUCCUCCUCCUUCUUCUUUUCUCCUUCUCUUCCUCUUCCUCUUCUCCUCCUCCUCCUCCUUUUCUCCUCUUCCUCCUCCUCUUCCUUUUCUCUUUCUCUUCCUCCUCUUCUUCUUCUCCUCCUCUUCCUCCUCCUCCUUUUCUCCUUCUCUUCCUCCUCUUCUUCUUUUCCUCC